AUGCAAGGCCUGGCCCGUUGCUGCGCAGUCGUUGGCGAAACGUCGUUGUUGCGGUCCGCGAUGGCGCUUGAAGGCCCACCGCGCUUCAAGGUGGUCAGCGACCGCCAGGUCCGCCUGACACUCUGCACGACACGCAGUGGGGAGCGCACGGGAGGCAUAUUCGAGUCGUUCCUGAGGGUGGACCCGGAUGAUUUGGCCGAUGCGCUCGAGGUGACGUUCAGCGAGACCGAGCGCAUCCUACGGAAGUGCGAUGACAAAGAGGGCGUCGCCGUGCACUCCCAGUUCAACGCAGAGGCCUGGCUGCACGACCCCAGCCUGCACAUGAAUUCAACGCUGACGUCGGCAAUGAGCGGCACGGGCUUCCAGGCCUUCCUGGACCGGCUGAACCAAGGGUUCGAGAAAGAAAAUCCAAAAGAGGUCCACGCAGGCGUCAGGGUCAAGGCCGCUCCAGACGGAGGCGGGAUCUUGGCGACACUGACGACCCACGGCCGGCCCAAGAAGGUCUUAGAAUGCAGCGACACUUUCAUGGAGAUGCGCAAGGGCGACGUCCACAACGCCCGCCGAGCAUUGUACGCAGUGACCGUGCUGUCGGAAACAGCCGCGCUGCACCUCGAGUUCGCGGCCGGGGACUGCACGUGCGUCGCGUCGUGGACGCCCGCGGUGCAGGACAUGUUCGUCCUGACUCUGUCGCCCCAAGACGCAGCCUCGGCCCGUGUGGCCCUGAACAAGUUGUCGUUUACUCCUAAGCCUUCCUCCCCAGCCCCCGCCCGGAAGUGGGCGGGAAAAUGGAGCGAAGUCAGAGUGGCGGAGCGUCCGGGCGAGGGCUGGCCGACGAACUCAGCGGAGCUGGCGCAGGCCCUUGUGUGCACGGCAAGUUGCAGCGGGGCUUUGGAUCUCCUUGCGGGUAUGACGUAUUCAAAGCCGCUGCGAAAGAGUUCCGCACACAAACUGUUCCCAGGACAGGAGUUUCCGGCCAUGGCGUUCAGCGUGCUCCGGUGCGGCGGACGCGCCGGCCCCGUUGCACCCGUGGUGUUUCUUCCCGUACAGGGAGGGCCGAAGUUCCUGUCGAAGCUGCGAGAUGAGUUCCGCGGCGUCACUGGGGCACAGGAGGUCAUCGACUGCGCCGAGGAGUACCCCACGACAGGGACUAAGACCUGGGACGUCUUCUUCAACAACAACAACAACAACAACAACAACAACAACAACAACGGCACGGGGCAGGUCUGUCGCCACUACGCACAGCACGCUUGGUGCAGGUACGGCGAUGCGUGCCGCUUCAUGCACGAGCCGCGCGAGUACGGGCAGCGGUGA
This is a messenger RNA of Pedinophyceae sp. YPF-701, 1311 nucleotides long. NCBI's taxonomy places the organism in Eukaryota, Viridiplantae, Chlorophyta, Pedinophyceae. The record is from the annotation of a GenBank genome assembly.